Anthonomus grandis grandis is the source of this 1252-nucleotide messenger RNA. RefSeq names its product 39S ribosomal protein L3, mitochondrial (gene mRpL3). Gene Ontology annotation, biological process: translation. The record is from RefSeq and is a predicted model, not a curated record. Bases 129 to 1214 code for a protein of 361 amino acids. NCBI's taxonomy places the organism in Eukaryota, Metazoa, Arthropoda, Insecta, Coleoptera, Curculionidae. The transcript has 5 exons. Gene Ontology annotation, molecular function: structural constituent of ribosome. Gene Ontology annotation, cellular component: ribosome; mitochondrial large ribosomal subunit.
UGUCAUGCGUGACGCAAAUUUUCUCAUUAACCUCUUUUUGUUGCAUCUCGUUAAUUUAUUAAAAAUAAGAAAAAGAAACAUUAUUAUGCUAAUUUAACUUAACUAAUUAGCUUCAUAUUAAAAAUAAAAUGGCCCUGUGUGUUUCCAAUAAAAUCGGUGCUUUAAGAAUAUUGGAAGAGAAAUUUAAAUUGCUCAGUUUGGUUACCCUAAAUAGUAAAAGAGACAAACAUUUAAAUCCAAGACCUCGCCUUAGAAACCCCAGUUGGCUGACAAAGAAAAACUUGGCAUACAGAGAAGACGAAGUAACACCAGAAAACAAAGGUUUUCUAAGAGAGGUUGUUAAAGACAAAAUAAUAGAAUGUACAAGUAAAACUGUGCAGGUACCAGCUACUAUACCGUGGACUCCACAAAUGCAACGAACAGGAGUUAUUGCCAAAAAAAUUGGUAUUUAUCCUUUGUGGUUUAAAAAUGGCAAGAAAAUCCAAACGACAUUAUUGCAAGUACUGGACAAUCAUGUAAUUAAAUAUUUCACCCCUGAAGAGUAUGAACCCACUAGACAACUAAGACCAAGAGUAGUCCGCAAAAAAGGUUGUGUCCUCAUAGGAGCUGAAAUUGCAGAUCCUUCCAUGUUCACCAAAGACUAUUGUGGCUUAUUUAAAGACUCUGGGGUGUUGCCCACUAAGUGGCUUGGUAGAUUUUUCGUAAGCCCCGGUGCUGCACCCCCCAUUGGGACAACUAUCACUGCAAAACAUUUCCAGGUUGGCAACUAUGUUGAUGUUAGAGGGAAAACUAUUGACAGAGGUUUUCAAGGGGUAAUGAAAAGGCAUGGUUUUAAAGGUAUGCCUGCUUCACAUGGUGUGACUAAAACUCACAGGAGAGGUGGAAACAUUGGAGGUGGUGGGGAAAAAGGUAGAGUGUGGCCAGGUACUAAAAUGCCCGGUCACAUGGGUAACAGAUACAGGGUUGCCAAAGGGUUAAAAAUUUGGAGGAUAAAUACCAAAUACAAUGUUCUUUGGGUCUCUGGACUCGCUAUACCUGGGGAGACGAACUCUCUUGUAUAUGUUUUUGAUUCUAAGUUGCCUUUGAGGAAGCCAACGAGCGCGUUGCCUUUCCCUACUUAUUUCGAACAGGAUAAUGAAGAAAUUCCUGAAGAUAUUUUCGAUGAAAAUGUUCAUCAGUUUUCAGAACCCACCAUUUUGUUUGAAGAAAAAUAGUUGUAAGUUGCAAUAAAAUAGUGUUUAAAUAUUUAAAA